AUGUGGGCAAUCUCUAGAUCUUCUCGCGAAGUCUAGAGAUUAAUGAAAUGGGUCGUCGAGUCAUCUCCGGCGGCUGUCACCCGGCAGAGCAGAAAAAUGGCAACUUUGCGGCUCUCCGGCGGCUGUCACCCGACAGAGAGGAGCUGGAUGGAGGUGGGGGGCGCAUGUCAGGGAGCUUCAUCCUCAGGUCCGCGCAGCAAGAAGAGGCUCUUCAUCCAAUCUAGUACGCUCUCAGGAGGUGGCAACUCGUCUCCCAGCGGAUCGUCCUCUUCACGACGACGGCUUGUUCGUCGAUCAAUCGGAGAUGAUUUACUCGAUGGAUUCACGAUCCUUUUAUCGCGAAUCGUUUAGCAAUUUUAGUAGCAAUGUUCCGCGAAUCGUGUUGACGAGAUUUUCGUCGAUGAUCCAACGAUUCUCGUUGCUUAAUCCUUCACCGGCGAUCUGCAAGAAAGUCGCGAUAAUCAGAUAAAAAUAUAUGAAUUUUGACUCUGGGAGGAUUUGAAACCGCACCAGUUGUCCGCCCUUUCUGAGGAAGGUGUGACGCGGGUUUAGUCCCACAUCGGUUGUGCGCCGAUUUUUCGGGCAAAUAUAUAGUAAUGUUAGCUUUCUAAGCAAAGUUCCUUCUCUCGCGUGUACGACCACUCAUUGCCCCACAGUCGGCUGGCCACCGGUGACGUGGAAGGGGAGUGGCACACACGUGCCCCUAUCGGUCCAAGCCGCUCGAGCCCCUGCUCGCGGCUACUCCCCGACUGAGCUUCCGACCCACUUGCGGGCCCGGCUGACCGGCGGGUCCCCCCAUUUUGCAAUAUUUUAGUUUUAUUUCUUUUUCUUCAUUUAUCUCAAAAGUAAGAUUGUAAAAAUCAUAUAAAUUCAUAUAAAAUCACAUAAUUACCCAAAAAAUCACAUUAAUCAAUUGAAAACCACUUUUCACACUUUAGCACAAAUAUAAGUCUAUUUAUCACGAGUUAAGGCUAAAACUAUAUUAUUUACUAAUUAUUAACUCAUGAUAAUGAAGACUUAUCAUGCUGUAAAUGAUUUAAGCAUUCAUCAAAUGAUUCACCAAAAACAGAAAAAUCGUCCAUAAAAAUUUCCAUACAUUUUCCAAUCGUAUCAGAAAAAAUAGACAACAUACAUCUUUGAAAUGUGGCUGGAGCAUUACACGGACCAAAAAGCAUGCGUUUAAAAGCAAAAGUACCAAAUGGACAAGUGAAAGUUGUUUUUUCUUGAUCUAAAGGGUUUAUAUAAAUUUGAUUAUAACCAGAGUAUCCAUCUAGAAAACAAAAAAAGUUUUUUCUAGCUAAUUUUUCUAGAAUUUGAUUAGUAAAUGGCAGGGGAAAAUGAUCUUUUCUAGUAACUGAAUUUAAUUUUCUAUAAUCAAUGCAAACCCUCCAACCAGUAGUUAAUCUUGUUUGUAUUUCAUCUCCAUUUUUGUUUUUGAUAACCGUGAUCCCUGAUUUUUUUGGCACCACUUGUGUAGGACUAACCCAUUUGCUAUCUGAAAUAGGAUAAAUAAUAUCAGCAGCCAGCCACUUUAAAAUUUCUUUUUUUACAAUUUCCAUCAUGUUAGGAUUUAAUCUUCGUUGUGGUUCCUUGCUAGUUCUAGCCCCCUCCUCUAGAUAUAUACUAUGCAUGCAUACACUCAUAUCAAUGCCCCUUAGAUCAUCCAUUUUCCAGCCCAUAGCCUUCUUUUUUUUUCGAAGUACAUCUAAUAAUUCUUCUUCCUGUUCAUCACUCAAAUCAGCUACAAUAAUAACAGGAAAUGAAUUAUUUUCCUCCAAUAACAUAUAUUUUAAACUAGAGGGAAGAGGUUUCAACUCUAAAUUCAGAUGAUCUUCCUCUUUCUUUUCUUCUAAAUUUAUAUUCUCUAUUUCCUCUAAUUCUUCCAGCACACAGUCAUCAAUAACAUCUGGAUCAUCAAAAUCAUCUAGAAGAUCUAUGGUAUGACAAUCAUAUACUUGGGAUUUCUUAAGAUCAUUUGAUACCUCAAAAAAUUUAAUUUCUACUGAUUGAUCUCCACAUGAAAUUUUCGCAAUACUUGUGGGAAAAUCAAUAUUCAUCUUUGCUGUAUACAAAAAUGGUCUCCCUAGGAUGAUUGGCAUAUCAUAAAACUGUCCAUUAAAAUCCAUUUCCAACACUACAAAAUCAGCUGGAAAUUUACACCCUUUAACUGUCACUAUCACAUUUUCUAAAAUACCUUUAGGAUGUUUUAUGGAUCUAUCAGCAAAUUGUAAGGUAACAGUAGAAGGUUUAAGAUCAGAAAUAUUAAAUUUAUCACAAAUACUUGCAGGUAAUAAAUUAAUACUAGCACCGGUGUCAAGUAAUGCAUUCUGAAAAAUGGAUCCACCAAUAUCACACGAAAUUAAAGGGACACCUGUAUCUCUCAAUUUAUAUGAUAAUUGAUUUAAUAAUAAUGUACUAGCAUGCAUAGAUAAUUUUUCUACUCUAGGUGCCCUUUUUGGUGUACACAUUUCUUUCAAAACUCUAGCAUAUUCAGGAAUAUGUUCAAUGGCAGUGAGUAAAGGAAGACUAAUUUGCACAUCUUGUAAGAUUUUCUUUAUUUCUUCAUUGUGUUCCUUUUUCUUUCUUUGUCUAGGCUCUAGAGCUUUAGGAAAUGGAAUGGUUGUCCUCUCUUUCGAAAUUUCCUUGGUAGAAUCUAUAAAAUCCUCUUCUACUCCUAUUUGAUUUUGUUUUGGGUUGUCCAUAUUUUCUUUUUCUUCUAAUGUUUGGGGAUAAAGAUCAGGUAAAAUCUUACCACUCCUUAAUGCAUUCACUGUCCUAACAUUUUCAUUUCGUGGGUUUUUUCCUAGAUUCAUGCUACUAGACUCCCCUUGCUAAAAUCCUAUUGUUGGACGGUUCCCUGGAUUUUCUAUGGGCUGACUAGGUAGCUGUCCCUCUUCUCUCUUAUUCCCAAGGGCCUCUAUAAUUUGUUUCUGGUGCUGCAUCAUUUGAUUUAUAGUUUGUUGCAUCAUUUGAUUCAUAGUUUGUUGCAUCAUUUGGCUCAUUUGCUGCAUCAUUUCUAUAGUAUCAGAUUUGGUUUGAGAGGGCUGAUUUUUCUGAAAUCUGUUUUCUUGUUUUGGACAAAAUUCAGAGUUUGAAUUGGGUCUAAGUGCUUCUGAGUUUUGAAUAUUAUUUGGGUCUCUCCAUGAAAAAUUAUUCCUCCAAUUAGGAUUAUAAGAAUUUGAAAAAGGUUCUCUAUUUCUAUUAAAACUGUGAGCCACUUGCACUUGUUCUUGCAUAGGGUGAAAUGAUUGAUCUAAGUUAGAACAUUGAAAUUCAGAAUAAUCAUUUUCACCAUACAUAAGACGUACUAUUUGAAUUAAGUUGAGGGUUAAAAGGCUUUCUAAUAUUGUCAAUAAGUAAAUCAAUUUUUUCUAAUCUUUGAUUAAUCUAAUUAACCUCAUUUCUAAGUUUAGAAUCAUCAUCAUGAUGCAAUUCAUAAAUUCCUCUCUUCUUAUCCCUAUCAUAUAAUUCAAAAGAGGCUUGAUCUCUAGAAUUUUCACUUAAAUUCUCAUAAAGACUAUAAAUCUCAUCAAGGGUUUUCUCCAUAAAAGCUCCUCCACAUAUAGAAUCAACCAUAUUUCUAUGUUAUUCUAAUAAUCCAUCGUAAAAAAUUAUAUUGAGCUGCCACUUGGGUAUAGAAUGAUAAGGACACUUUCUAAGUAAAUCUUUGAAUGUUUCCCAUGUCUCAUGUAAAGUUUCUCCUGAUCUUUGAGAAAAACUCCAUAUAUGUUUUCUCAUAUUUUGGGUUUUUCCUAAGGGAUAAAAUUUUCAAAGAAAGGCAUGUUCUAUGUCUUUCUAGCUAGUUAAUUCUCUAUCUAAUGUGGAUAGCUAAUGGCUAGCUUUGUCCCUGUGUAUGAGGAAAUAAUUUCAUCUUAAUAAUUUCCGACGUAACUUGAGGGAGAUUAACUAAAUCAUAGACAAUAUGAAAUUUUUCUAAGUGCUGAUGAGGUUCCUCUAAAGGCAAUCCAAGAAAAUUAGGGAGCAUUUGAAAAAUUCAUGAAUUUAUUUCGAAUUUAACAGUGGGUGCUAAUGGGACUCUAAUAUUUGAUGCUCUUUGAAAUGAAUCAGGGAUAUAAUGAUUUUUCAUGGCCAUAGGAUUGUUCUCAGUUUGACCUGUACUUCCUUCAAGAUCCAUCAAAAUUAAUUUUUCUUUCGGAUUUUUAUUUUUGAAUGAAAUAAUGAAAGGAUUUUCUAGUCUUGGAUGCAAGGAUCUUCUACCAUGCAUAAAAAUCAAUAAAUUCGAGGGAAACAUUUAGUAAUUGUUACCCUCCUUCAGGAUGUUCCAAUCCUUGCCUUGCUUCUUUUCGUUCCCUUUUUCUAAAAAAAAUUGGCAAAAAGAAAAUAAAACAAGAGUUAAAUUUUUUUUGUGUACUCUAAGAGAAAAACAGAAAAAUACUAAAUAUUAUGCAAUACAUCCCCGGCAACGGCACCAAAAUUUGACGCGACUUAGUCGUUGUAUAUUAAAUCAUGCAAAUAUAAAAUUUAUAAAACUAGAAAAUACGAAUUUUCAGAUAUUUAGAAGUAUUUCUAAACAAAUAUACCAAUUAUAAUUCAAUAAAACUUUCAAAAAUAGCGGUAAUUUUCCAAGUCAAUCACAGGGAUGUAGUAUAAUAUCUGGUAAUUAUUCAAAAUUUUCCUCAAAGAAUAAUAUUUUAUAUGAAUUUUAUACUAAGAAAUGAAAAGGAAAUAUAUUUUAAAUUCACUAAAAAAGGAAAUAAGGGUGCGGGUGUCAGGAUGACAUCAGCGCCCGGCGAACGUGAAUCGGGCGGAAACAAAGUUCCACCCGGCGAUUCUUACGUAAGCGAUUACAAAUGAUUUAAUUGAUCAAAUUAAGAUUAACAUCUGGUAAUUAUUCAGAAUUUUCCUCAGAGAAUAAUAUUUUAUAUGAAUUUUAUACUAAGAAAUGAAAAGGAAAUAUAUUUAAAAUUAACGAAAAAAGGAAAUAAGGGUGCGGGCAUCAGGAUAACGUCAACGCCCGGCGAACGCAAAUCGAGCGGAAACAGAGUUCCGCCCGGUGAACGCAAAUCGAGCAGAAACAGAGUUCUGCCCGGCGAUUCUUACGUAAGCGAUUACAUACGAUUUAAUUGAUAAAAUUAAGAUCUGUAAAAGAUGGAAGAAUUGUAAUGAAAUUAAGUAUAUGUUGGUAAAUUUAAAAUCAACAAAUUAUCACUAAAUGAAACGGAAAUUAAGUUGAAAGCAGGAAAACAGAGUUUCGGCGUCGCGACGGCGAUGCAUCAGAAUGCUGAGCGUUCGGGAGGAUCGUCGUUUAGUGUCCACGGCCUCGAAGGCUCUCCUUGGACAAAGACGACAUGGGCAAUCUCUAGAUCUUCUCACGAAAUCUAGAGAUUAAUGAAAUGGGUCGUCGAGUCGUCUCCGGCGGCUGUCUCCCAGCGGAGCGGAAAAACGGCGACUUUGCGGCUCUUCGGCGGCUGUCACCCGACAAAGAGGAGCUGGAUGGAGGUGGGGGGCGCAUGUCAGGGAGCUUCAUCCUCAGGUCCGCGCAGCAAGAAGAGGCUCUUCAUCCAAUCUAG
This is a messenger RNA of Spirodela intermedia, 5531 nucleotides long. The record is from the annotation of a GenBank genome assembly. NCBI's taxonomy places the organism in Eukaryota, Viridiplantae, Streptophyta, Magnoliopsida, Alismatales, Araceae.